Molecule: messenger RNA, 1963 nt
Organism: Chroicocephalus ridibundus (black-headed gull)
Lineage: Eukaryota; Metazoa; Chordata; Aves; Charadriiformes; Laridae
Gene: VHL
Product: von Hippel-Lindau tumor suppressor
Exons: 3
Coding region: 54-524 (156 amino acids)
Source: RefSeq, a predicted model, not a curated record
CCCCCUCGCGCGUGCGCGUCACCGCGCCGCCGCGGCGGGGAGCGGUUGCCGCGAUGUCGCCGCCGAGGCCUUCGGUCCUUCGGUCCCUCAACAGCCGCGAACUCUCCGAGGUCCUCUUCAACAACCGCAGCCCCCGCUCCGUCCUCCCCAUCUGGGUGGAUUUCGAAGGCAGACCGCGUUAUUACCCGGUGCUGCAACCGCGCACCGGGCGGAUCAUGCACAGCUACCGGGGUCAUCUAUGGCUCUUCCGGGACGCGGGGACGAACGAUGGCCUCCUCGUCAACCAGCAGGAACUGUUCGUAGCGGCUCCCAACGUGAAUAAGGCAGACAUCACGCUGCCAGUGUUCACCCUGAAGGAGAGAUGUCUCCAGGUCAUUCGCAGCCUGGUCAAACCAGUGGACUACAGAAAACUGGACAUUGUUCGGUCAUUAUAUGAGGACCUGGAAGAUCAUCCUGAUAUUAGGAAGGAUCUUCAGCGGCUUUCUCUGGAGAAAAGUGAAAUGUUGAACGGAAUUCUGGAAUAACAUCAUUACUCAUUCUAGACUCUAUUUAAAUAGCAAACCACGGAGUUUAAGCAGGGAUAGUCACUGCGAAACAUGCCAAGAACUAAUGUCUGUAUUUUAAGUUCUGAAACAUAAACUCAGUUAAAUUGUGGAAAACUUGCUGCGAUGGUAAGUCAGAUCCAAAAGACUAAACAGGAGGCUCCCGAUGGUUGAGUUCCAUUCUUCAUUUUGCAUAUUGCAAAUGGAUGACUCUAGAGGCCUCCCACGGGUGAAGCUCAGAGUUUUAUUUGGACUAUCUCAGAACUCUAAAUAGGGGCAUGGAUCAGGUCAUCUCUUCAGAGAGUAUGUGUACAGAUCAGCUGUCUUUAUAUUAGAAAGUAAAUUGCACGGAGGAUUAAUUUAAUGCAGACUCUAAUGAUUAUAAUUGGCAGACCAACACCUGUUUUGCUUGAAUAAUUUGUGUUUGGUGGAAUUUCACUCUCUCACACUUAGCCUAGAUUUGCCUGUGAAUCACAAGGCGUGGGGCAGUUUGUGUAUGCAAGGAUUUCCACCACCACCUUCUGAGGGCGUGACCCAAAACGUUAUGUUGGUGGAAAGAUGACGUGUAAAUGCUUGGGGGUUUUUCUGCCUGUCACCUGUGCAUUUAUGUACCUGUGUCAUAUCCACUCUGAGCCUGACACAUUUUUAUGCAGAUCAUACCUUAAAUGCCUUAUUUGUCCUUCAUGAUUGCAUUCUUGCCUAGUUGAUAUCAAGGGGAUCCAACCUAGUCAGCCAUAUAGACUGGAUCCUAGUUUUGAGAUGCCUUUCUCCUCCGCAGCUGCUUCUCCAACUGCAUGUACAGGUAUAUCAGGUAGCAUUCCUAGAGGGUAGAUGCUCUGAGCCCUACCUUUUCCCAUCGCAAUGCAGCAGUUCAGGUUGUAGUGGGAAGCCUUUUUGGGGAGCGUGGACCACUUGCAUUGCUAGUGUCUCCUAAGGAACAGACAGCAGGCUGUAUCAGCUCAUACGGACCUACUGCUGGAUCCAGCUCAUAGACAGAUCUAUGCUUUAUUACAGGCUAGAUAAGCAGAGAAAACACUUCUUUACUUACGUUCUGUUCCCCCCGUACCUCAAUUAGAAUGUGCAUUUGUGUGAAUGUACACGUGCAGUUCAAAGCAGCAUUGCUUUUAGCAGAUACAUGAAUUGUCCACCAAGGAAGAGAUGUAGUGUGGUUCAAUGUUAGAAGCAGGGUGAUAGGAGAUUAUAGCAGGUUAUUGCUGUGGCAUACAUGUCUUUCGUUAUACAUUCUAAGAAACACAGCUGUGAAACUGACUGAGAAUAUCACCAUAUUCUGUAAGUAUGAAAUGUCUCCCCUUUUUGUAAACUUGUUUUUCUUACAUAUUUGAAGUGUAUGAAUUGAUCUUUGUCAUAAAAAUGUAAAUCCAUGCUUUUUUACUUAGAGUAAAUUCUGUUGAAUUACUUCA